UCUCUAUAUCACCAUCCUCAAGCAAUAACAGCGCUAUAUUUUCCUAAAGAAGAAGAAAAAAAUGACAAACACCCGUAGAUCCUCAGGCUCUCAGGCUGCAGCAGCAACCGAGAAUGCUUCUUCGACAACUGAGAGUCCAGAGGUUUCUAAUGGAUCUCCUUCUGCUGUCGAUAGUACUCACCAGGCAGCCGAGACUGUUCAUGAGAAGGAGGACCAGAAACUCGAGGCCAAUGAUCCAGACUUGCUCGCAAGUAAUAAAGAAACAACCGAACCAUCGAGUGAAGCUUCAACAACACCUAUCAAUAAUGCUGAAGUUCAGGAAACGGAUCCAGCCAGGUCUCAGCCAGCUGAAGAGAUUAAGCAGCAUGAACUUGAGCAUAAGGAGCCAUUAGAGCAACCUAUUACGGAUGGAUCCACAAGAGGAGCCGAUAGGGACGUUCUGAGUCAUAAGGCUGAAGCCGAUGCACCUGUUGACCCUGCUAGUGCUGCUAUUGCCACUGAUAGCCAAGAGAAUGGAAGUUCUGAGAAUGAUACAAAGGUGCAAUAUGUGGGGGAAGAGCAUGAAGUGAACAAACAUGCUAAACGCCCUGUGGAGCAAGACUCGAACACCCUUGCGGAAGAAGCCCAAGAUUACAGUGCGGGAGCGUACAAAUCACCGUUCAGACACACCCAUAAGGCUGAGAAGGCUGGCAAGGAAGAACGUUAGAGAAAUGUUUUAAAAUAAAAAAUGC
Molecule: messenger RNA, 731 nt
Organism: Lobosporangium transversale
Lineage: Eukaryota; Fungi; Mortierellomycota; Mortierellomycetes; Mortierellales; Mortierellaceae
Exons: 1
Coding region: 62-706 (214 amino acids)
Source: RefSeq, a predicted model, not a curated record